Molecule: messenger RNA, 828 nt
Organism: Sturnus vulgaris (Common starling)
Lineage: Eukaryota; Metazoa; Chordata; Aves; Passeriformes; Sturnidae
Source: RefSeq, a predicted model, not a curated record
AUGGGCACGGGCCCAUAUGGGAUUAACGCGCUCCAGCACGCCCAGUUCAACUGGGACCCCGAGACCGUGGGGAUGAUCCACGGCUCCUUCUUCUGGGGCUACAUCGUCACCCAGAUCCCCGGCGGCUUCAUCGCCCAGAAAUUCGCCGCCAACAGGGUGUUCGGGCUGGCCAUCGUGUCCACCUCGGUGCUGAACAUGCUGAUCCCCUCGGCCGCGCGCACCCACGUGGGCUGCGUCAUCGCCGGCAGUUUCGGGGUGUUCUGGUACCUGUUCUGGGUGCUGGUGUCGUACGAGAGCCCGGCCCAGCACCCGAGCAUCUCCCCCGAGGAGCGCAAAUACAUCGAGGAGAGCAUCGGCGAGAGCGUGGGCAUGGCCACUCCCCGCCCGCAGCUGGCCACGCCCUGGCGCCACUUCUUCACCUCCAUGCCCGUCUACGCCAUCAUCGUGGCCAAUUUCUGCCGCAGCUGGACCUUCUACCUGCUGCUCAUCAGCCAGCCCGCCUACUUCGAGGAGGUUUUCGGCUUCGAGAUCAGCAAGACGCGCGAGGAGUGGCAGUGGGUGUUCCUGAUCGCCGCGCUCGUGCACUACGCGGGCGUGGCCUUCUAUGGCGCCUUCGCCUCCGGGGAGCCGCAGCCGUGGGCGGAGCCGCCACGGGAGGAGGCGGAGCCGCUGGCGCCGGGAGGCCUGGGCAGCGACGACGAGGAGGAGGAGGAGGAAGGGGAGGAAGGAGGAGCAGGCGGAGCCGGCGGGGGGGGACCCCCGGGAGGUCCCCCCGCGAGUUACGGGGCCACCGGCACCACCCCGGCCCCCGGGACCCCCCAUGGGUGA